This is a messenger RNA of Arabidopsis thaliana (thale cress), 1500 nucleotides long. Its product is annotated as ATP-binding protein. Bases 1 to 1443 code for a protein of 480 amino acids. The record is from RefSeq and is marked reviewed. Lineage: Eukaryota; Viridiplantae; Streptophyta; Magnoliopsida; Brassicales; Brassicaceae. The transcript is spliced from 5 exons.
AUGGAUGUUAAAGAUACCGGAAUCAACCGCUCGGAUACUCCUAUCUCCGAUCAAGACCAUGACUUUCGACAAUGGAAUCACUCUUCGUUAGACUCUAACUUUCUCAGUCUCCGAAGCCAGAUAUUCGAAGCGAGUUAUCGGAGAACUGAUUUGAUAAGAGUGAACCAUGAGUUGUUCCACGAGAGAGAUGCACUUAGGCGAAGAAAUAGUGAGCUUGAAGCUGGAAUUUUGGAAGAGGUUAUGAUUAGAGAGGAAAUGAAGAGAGAUCUGGAAGUUUCUAAAGAAACUGUCAGUGAAUUGGAAGGAGAGGCGAAGGAGAAAACCAAAUUACUAUCGGAUAUUGCGGAUUAUGUACGAUCUAUGGAAGAUCGCUUGUCGAAAUUAAUCCGAUGUUUAAACGAAGAGAAUGUUCCAGAAGAGGAAAGAGGGAGAAAACUGGAAACAAAGGAAUAUAAUUCCAAAUCUAUUUUGGAGUUAGUCAAGGAGGUUGUAACGAAGUUAGAGACGUUCCAGGAAUCUACGAAGAAGAAGAAGAUGGAGCUAAGUAGAAGUGUGGAGUUCUUGGAAGAGGAGAAUAGAGAUAUCAAUGUCUUGUUAAGAGCUGCUUUGUUUGAGAAACAAACUGCAGAGAAGCAAUUGAAAGAGAUGAAUGAUCAGAAGGGAUUGGCUUUGCUGCAAAUCGCAGGAAGAGGGUUGCAGAGAAUAGGUUUUGGUUUUGGGUUAGGAGAAUCAGUAGAGGAGAGCUCAGAGACGGGAAAUAUCGCGAAUGAAGAAGAAGAGAAUGGUGUGGUUAUAGCAAUAGAGAAAACAAUGAAGAAACUGCGGCAAGAGGUUUCUCAGCUGAAAAUAUCUUUGGAGGAAUCAAGGUUAGAAGAAGUGGGGUUGAGGAAAGUUACAGAGGAACAAGCUCAGAAAUUAGCAGAGAACACGGUGUAUAUCAACAAGCUGCAAAAUCAAGAGAAGUUUCUUGCUCAAAACGUCGAAGAGCUAGUGAAAGCAAUAAGAGAAGCAGAAUCAGAAGUAAGUAGAUGGAGAGAAGCUUGUGAGCUAGAAGUUGAAGCAGGGCAGCGCGAAGUCGAAGUACGGGAUCAGCUCAUAGCGGUUCUAAAGUCAGAGGUUGAGAAGCUGAGAUCAGCAUUAGCCAGAUCAGAAGGGAAACUAAAACUGAAAGAAGAAUUGGCCAAAGCUGCAAUGGUAGCAGAAGAAGCAGCUGAGAAAUCGCUGCGAUUGGCCGAGAGAAGAAUAGCUCAACUUCUUAGCCGUAUUGAACAUCUCUACCGCCAAUUGGAAGAAGCAGAGUCUACAGAACGCAGACGUGGAAAGUUCAGGUAUGUUUGGUGUUGGCCGAUGUGGCGUUUUCCUACCGCUGCUUCUACUGCUGCGACCGCUACUGGAAGUUCUUCAUAUACAAGCAACAGAGCAUUGUUACGAUAUGAUGCGUGAUCUAGUACUGUUAGCACAAGAGUUGUGUACACUAAAUAUGACCAUAGAAGCUGAAGC